This is a messenger RNA of Eurytemora carolleeae, 1356 nucleotides long. Its product is annotated as calcium-binding protein LPS1-alpha-like. NCBI's taxonomy places the organism in Eukaryota, Metazoa, Arthropoda, Copepoda, Calanoida, Temoridae. Gene Ontology annotation, molecular function: calcium ion binding. Bases 4 to 1356 code for a protein of 450 amino acids. The transcript has 15 exons. The record is from RefSeq and is a predicted model, not a curated record.
GAUAUGGGAGAAUUUAUUGCUAUAAUGUUCCCAUCUGCAGGGGAAGCAAUCUCUAAACUCAGUAAAUCAUUCCCAAACAUUGAUCAAGUCAAGAAUUUGUUCAAGCAGCUUGAUUUUGAUAAUGACGGGUUCAUCACAAAGGCUGAAAUGGGAGAAAGUUCCCAUAGAUUUUCUCCCCAGGAAAUUGAUUCUAUUUUUGCACUGGGAGAUAUAAAUGAUGAUGGUGCUAUAGAUCUUGAAGAAUUUAUUGGUGUAAUGUAUCCUUCAGCUAGCACUGUUGUUAAUAGACUCAGGGCGAAAUAUCACAAUAUGAACGAGGUGAAGCGAGCUUUUGCUGGAAUUGAUAAGAAUGGUGACGGAUUGAUCAGCAAGGAGGAAAUGUAUCAAUGCGACACUUUUAACUCACAGGAGAUUGAAGCUUUGUUUACCCUGGGUGACUCUAAUAAUGACGGUGAGAUUGAUCUGGAAGAAUUUAUUGGAGUUCUGUAUCCUGUAGUCGCACAAGCACUUCUCAAAUUCACUAAAGAUAUUCACAAUGUUGAGGAUGCUAGAUUUCUAUUCAAACAAUUAGAUAAGGACUCCGAUGGACUGUUGAGCCAAGAGGAAUUGAGAAAAUGUGGAACCACUUUCAGUUCAAAAGAGAUUGAGGCUCUGUUUGCUGUUGGAGAUAUCAAUAGUGAUGGAGAGAUUGAUCUAAAUGAGUUUAUCAACGUGAUGUGUCCUGGAGCAACAACAGUGAUCAGUAGAAUCAGCGCAGGAUUCAACGGAGUUCAAGAUAUUAAGAAAUGUUUUGAAGAAAUGGACACAAACUGUGACGGGAAGAUUAGUAGAUGUGAGAUGGCACAGUACAGUCACCUCAAUGAACAGGAGGUAAAUGCUGUGUUUGAACUGGGGGAUGCGGAUAGGGAUGGAGAAAUUGAUCUUCAAGAAUUUAUUGGAGUUAUGACAACCUCUAGUCCUGUAGCAUACAAGGAAGCUGGAGAAGUAGUUACUGUUGGAGACAUGGAAAUCUACAAGGUUGGAGAGGGAGUAAAAUGCAUAAUCUGGUGCCAUGAUCUUGCAGGGUUCUCAGGGGCGGAUCGGACUCGUCAGCUGGUGGAUAAACUGGCUGCCUUGGGAUAUCUCAUCCUUAUACCAAACUUCUUCGGGGAUAAAGAUUGUGGAUCUCUAGCUGACACACAGUGGGUGAAAUCUGUAUCUGACUGGAGCACAAUUAGGGAUACAUGGGUUGAGAGGAUAUAUCCUUGGCUUAGGGAUCAUCUCGGAGUAAGAUGUGUUGGUGUGGUUGGUACUGGUUGGGGAGCAUAUGCAGCCUGCAGACUAGCAUCAUAUAUUUAUAUUUGUAUAUAUAUAUAG